AGAUCUUGUGGCCGUCGGUGCAGGUUGAGUGUGUAACAGAAAGGCAUUUGACAGCUUGCCAGCGGGAGAGAGAAAAAAAAGGAUAGAAACUAGACCGGCUGGAUUUCUAAAAGCAAAUCGUCAUUCGCGCGAAGAGGAUAUUGGCGGUUUAUCCCUGCAAUUCUGCAACAACCUCGCCGCUCUACAGUAAGCCGAUGUAGUACAUGUAGCGGCAGUACACUCCUUUUUAUUAUUACUAUUAUUAGUAUUUUAAUUGGCAACCCAUUGCUAGAUCAAUACCGUACAUGUGGCCAUGAAUUCGGCAGAACAGACAGUAACGUGGCUCAUAACGCUGGGGGUUCUGGAGUCGCCGAAAAAGACCAUCUCGGACCCAGAAGGGUUUUUGCAGUCGUCCCUGAAAGACGGGGUGGUUUUGUGUAAGCUGCUGGAAAGACUGCGCCCUGGCUCUGUCGACAAAAUCCACCAGGAACCCAGGAACCACGGCGAGCGCCUGAGCAACAUUAACGAGUUCCUCAAAGGCUGCGAGAUAUUCCGCGUGGAGGCGUUCGAUGCCAGCGAUCUGCUCCAGGGUGAGGACUUCAGCAAGGUGCUGAGCUCGCUGGUGGCGCUCAACAAAGCAACCUCAGACUUCGGGGUGGGCAGCGAGUCCACAUGCGCUCGCCGCUCCUCCUCGCACCGCAUAAAGUCCUUCGACGCGCUGGCCUCUCAGCCCUCCGCUGGCCGGACCUCCAAGAUAUUCUCAAACCAGUACCGCAGUCUGGACAUGGCGGAAACCAACACUUGCCAGGUGGCGGUGAAGGCGCGCUUCAACUUCCAGCAGACCAAUGAGGAUGAGCUCUCCUUCUCCAAGGGUGACAUCAUCCAUGUGACACGCAUGGAGGAUGGCGGUUGGUGGGAGGGAACCCUUAAUGGAAAGACUGGCUGGUUCCCCAGCAACUACGUCCGGGAGAUCAAAGGCAGCGGGGGCUCCAAAGACAAACCGGUUUCUCCCAAAUCCGGGACUUUCAAAAGCCCCCCCAAAGGGCCAGACACUUCCGGCAUCAGCAAGACCUACUAUAACCUGGUGGUACAGAACAUCCUAGAAACAGAAACGGAGUAUUCUAAGGAGCUCCAGAACCUUCUGGCAAAUUACCUACGCCCACUGCAGAGUACAGAGAAGCUCAGUUCCUCUGACAUUGUCCACAUCAUGGGAAACCUGGAAGAAAUUAGCACCUUUCAGCAAAUGCUUUUUCAGUCCCUGGAGGAGUGUACCAGGCUUCCAGAGAGCCAGCAGAGACUGGGCGGCUUCUUCCUGAACCUCAUUUCUCAGAUGCGGAAGCUCUAUGUGGCGUACUGUGCCAACCACCCCUCUGCUGUCAGCGUUCUGACCCAGCACAGUGAGGAACUGGGGGACUUCAUGGAGAGCAGGGGGGCCAGUCGUCCCGGUAUCCUCACCCUCACCACGGGCCUCAGUAAGCCCUUCAUGCGACUGGACAAGUACCCCACCCUGCUAAAGGAGCUGGAGAGGCACAUGGAGGAGUACCACCCUGACCGGCCAGACAUUCUGAAGUGCAUGAACUCAUUCAAAAGCCUCUCGGCUCACUGCCAGGAGAUGCGGAAACGGAAGGAGCUGGAGCUGCAGAUCCUGAACGAGACGAUCCGCUGCUGGGAGGGCGAGGACAUCCGCACCCUGGGAGGGGUCAUCUACAUGUCCCAGGUUGUGGUCAACAACUACGGCAGUGAGGAGAAAAGUGAGCGUUACCUGCUGCUUUUCCCCCAUGUGCUCCUCAUGCUAUCUGCCAGCCCCAGGAUGAGCGGUUUCAUCUACCAGGGUAAGCUGCCCUUGACUGGCAUGACCGUCUCCAAGCUGGAUGACAGCGAAACUCACAAAAACGCCUUUGAAAUAUCUGGGGGCAUGAUCGACAGGAUCCAGGUGACCUGUAGCAGCCAGCAGGACAGGCAGGAGUGGUUGGAUCACCUUCAGCGCCAAACCAAGCUCAUUUCCAUGGCGACGCCCAACGCAAGGCCCUCCCCGGUUCCCUGCCACACGCUGCCCUCCGCACCCCCGGCACCCUCCAGGCUUUCUGAGAGUCGCAGCGCUACGGUGGCCCCUGCCUACCAUACCCUCCCCCACUCCUCACACGGUCCGCCUCACAGCAACCCCAUGUGGGGUCCCCUGGAGCCCCCCAAGACCCCCAAACCCUGGAGCCUGAGCUGCCUGCGGCCCGCGCCCCCCUUGAGGCCCUCCGCGGCACUGUCAUACAAGGAGGACCUCAGCAAAAGCCCUAAAACCAUGAAGAAGCUGCUUCCCAAGCGGAAGCCGGAGAGGAAGCCGUCCGAUGAGGAGUUUGCACAGAGAAAGAGUACAGCCGCUUUGGAGGAGGAUGCACAGAUCCUGAAAGUCAUCGAGGCGUACUGCACCAGCGCCAAGACCCGGCUGACGCUCAACUCAACAUGGCAGGGUACUGAUCUGAUGCACAAUCACGUUCUGGCGGACUGCGACCAGUCUAGUAUGGACUCUCUGGGCUGCCGUAGCAGCCUUUCCCGGGCUGACGUGACCUCUGACCUCUCCGAAGACUCCGACUAUGACAGUAUAUGGGCAGCCCACAGUUACAGGAUUGGUGCCUCCUCCAGGAAUAGGAAGGAGUCCGGGCUGCACAUGCUCUUUCCAGAAGAGGAGAAAGUGAUUGUGGAGGAGAUCAAGAGUAACGGUCAGGCGGUGAUGGAGGAGAAGAGCCUGGUGGACACAGUCUAUGCAUUGAAAGAUGAAGUUCAGGAACUGAAGCAGGAUAACAAGAAGAUGAAAAGGACACUGGAUGAGGAGCAGAGAGCUCGCAAGGAACUCGAAAAGAUUGUGAGGAAAGUGCUGAAGAACAUGAAUGACCCUUGGGAUGAGACCAAUUUGUAAAACUGUCUAGGUCGGCUUUUGGGUUUGUUUGGGGUGGUUUUCUUAAACCACACAAGAGGGAGGGGGACCAUUUUUAGCAGAUGCGGGCUGAGGCCCAUUCAGGUCACUCUGACCUGCUAACCCAAUGAGAUGUGGACUGAACUGGUUUCACUGGCUGACGGCUCUGAGAAGAACCACGGUCAAGUGAUGAUACCACAGCUGGGGAGUCGUGUAAGAGCCGAGGCUCAGGUGUGGGCUCCCAGUGUGUCGCCUGCAGCCUGGCCAUCGUGUCAUUUCAUCCUCCAGAUGUUGUUUCCUUCACGACGUUCGGUAGUGUGGUCCUCAGUACAUUUUUUUCGCCGUGGUUCAUUCCCAAGGAAGGAGGAUGACUGUGAGUGAGCGUGCGAGAGCGAGAGAGAGAUUAUCACCUUCAUCCGGCAUGAAGCUGACGACUCUCCUGGUCUCCAGGCAUCUCAGAUGCCUGGUCAGCUGAACUUGAGUCUUUCAGAAGCUUGGGGAAACUUCGUAAUUCUCUUCAUUGAACCUGAAAUAAAGCUGGAAGGGUCAUUCCUGGAAUAUUUGUUUUUUUCAGAAGUUUUUUUUUUUUUCCUUUUUUAAUAAUUACCUCAUUUUUAAAAAAAAAUCUCUGAGUGUGGGAUGACGUAUCCUUUUGAAAUUUCCCUUCACUGUUUUGAGUUGAUCAGUAGUCAUAGAGAAACUUUGACCUUUUAAUGUAAAAUAAAAAUGACAUGGUUUCUGUUUUAAUACAAAUGACUUGGCUUGUUAAUUUCAGCUUGGGGGGGCUUCUUACAGAAACCUUCAAACUCCAUUUACAUGCGGUGUUCUUCAGCUCGGUCCUUGGGGACCCCCAAAAUGGGCCACGUUUUUGUCCUGUCCCAACUCCCUCCUAUUUCUGCAAAAACGUGGACUGUCUGCGAGUUCCCGAGGACCGGUUUGAGAAGCACUCAUGUGCAGAGUGCAUCGCAGAAGAUGCAACAUGAGAAAAAAAAACUAGUUUUUUUUUUUUACUUUCCUUAAGUUAUGUAUUUAAAAGUCGUCUGUCUACAGAAAUACCGGCUGUGAUAGUGUGGAUUUUCCAUUUGACUCAUCUAACCCUAAUCUGUAUAAUAAUGUCUCUCAAUUAUGUAUGAAGUUGAACAGUGAUGGACACAAAUGUCUAAUUCUUUUUCGUAUCUUUUGUUUUGGGGUCUUCUGCGCCCAGAGAGCAGAGUUUACACUCUACUAAUAAAGCCACUCACAUUCGAAA
Messenger RNA from Brienomyrus brachyistius, 4133 nucleotides. Its product is annotated as rho guanine nucleotide exchange factor 7-like. Gene Ontology annotation, molecular function: guanyl-nucleotide exchange factor activity; protein binding. Lineage: Eukaryota; Metazoa; Chordata; Actinopteri; Osteoglossiformes; Mormyridae. Gene Ontology annotation, biological process: intracellular signal transduction. The record is from RefSeq and is a predicted model, not a curated record.